This is a messenger RNA of Bufo gargarizans (Asiatic toad), 4104 nucleotides long. RefSeq names its product hook microtubule tethering protein 2 (gene HOOK2). Gene Ontology annotation, molecular function: microtubule binding; dynein light intermediate chain binding. The transcript has 22 exons. Bases 118 to 2280 code for a protein of 720 amino acids. Gene Ontology annotation, cellular component: cytoplasm; centrosome. NCBI's taxonomy places the organism in Eukaryota, Metazoa, Chordata, Amphibia, Anura, Bufonidae. Gene Ontology annotation, biological process: cytoskeleton-dependent intracellular transport; cytoplasmic microtubule organization. The record is from RefSeq and is a predicted model, not a curated record.
AAGGUAUGUUAUACCUACGGUGCCCGGCGAGGGACAUAAACAGCUGGAAUUCGCCUGGCGUGGCCUACCUGCUAUAACCGUAUGUUCUGAGGGGAAAGAGCCGGCGACACCGCGGAGAUGAGCGGCGACAGGAGAGGGGAGCAGAGUGACCCCCUGCUGACAUGGAUGAGAACAUUUCCAGUCUCCGGUCCGUGUGCGUCCUACAAGGACUUAACGGGAGGACUUGCUAUCGCCCAGGUGUUGAAUCUCAUAGAUUCCUCCUGGUUUAAUGAAGCCUGGCUGAUGAGGAUAAAGCCUGACCCUACCGACAACUGGAGGCUGAAAGUCAGUAAUCUGAAGAGAAUCCUGCAGAGCAUUCUGGAGUAUUAUCAGGAAGUUCUUUCACACCCGGUUUCGGAGGACCACAUCCCAGAUGUUGCGAUGAUCGGGGAGUUCUCCAACACUGCAGAGCUGAGGAAGAUGGUGCAGCUGGUGCUGGGAUGUGCUAUCAGUUGUGACAAGAAGGAAGAGCAUAUCCAGCAAAUCAUGACCCUGGGAGAGUCGGUGCAGCAGGCUGUCAUGGAGUCCAUACAGGAGCUCCUGAGCAAGGAACCCACCGACACAGUGAGUGCCGACAGCUAUGUCAACUACGACAGUCAGUCUCGUAAAUAUUACUUCCUCAGUGAGGACACGGACGAGAAGAUGGGCAUCCUGCAUCGGUGCCACGAGCUGGAGCAGCAGGUCUCCUUGCUGAUGGAAGAGAAGCGUAACCUUCUCUCUGAGAACCGAUCCCUUCGAGAGCAGCACGAUUCACCAGACGGAGACAUCGGGACACCCCAGAUGUUCACCAAGAAGAUGCUGCUGUUGCAAAGUCAGAUCGAGCAACUUCAGGAAGAAAACUACAGGCUGGAGAGUGCACGUGAUGACUACAGGCAACGGUGUGACGAGCUGGAUCGGGAGUUGCAGGAACUCCAUCAGCGGAACCAAGACCUAACCGGACUUGCACACGAGGCCCAGUCACUACGGGAUGAGAUGGACGUACUUCGGCACUCUUCAGACCGCGUAGGGAAGUUGGAGUCCCUAGUUGAGUCUUACAAGAAGAAGUUGGAGGAUCUGGGAGAUCUGCGGCGCCAGGUGAAGCUUCUCGAGGAGAGAAACACGGUCUACAUGGAACGCACCUGUCAGCUCGAGGAGGAGCUUCACAAGGCGCACGCCUCCCGAGGGCAGGUGGAGAGCCUCGGCCGACAGGUCCAGGAGCUGAAUAAGAGGCACUCUGCAGAGUCCUUGCGGGCAGAGAAGUGGCAAUUCGAGUUCCAGACCUUGAAGGAAAAAUUUGAGGCUUUACAGAAGGAGCGAGAGCGGCUGCUGGCAGAAAGAGACUCUCUACGGGAGACCAAUGAAGAGCUGCGCUGCUCCCACCUCCAGCAGACGUGCCUGGUACAAGCAGAUGCCUUCUCUGGACUGUCUUCUCCGGUGGACAACUUGGCAGCAGAGAUCCUUCCUGCGGAGCUGAAGGAGACGGUUAUCCGCCUGCAGCAGGAGAAUAAGAUGCUUUGUGUGCAGGAAGCCUCCUACCAGCAACGUCUGUCCGAGCUGCAGAAUUUGCUAGAAGAGUCCAACCGCGGCCGCAAUAGACUUGAGAGCGAAAACCGGCUGAAUCAGCAGCAGAUCCAGGAGCUGAAGUAUCGGAACGAGGAUCUUCAUAGACAACUGAUGGAGCAGGGCAGCCGGGCAGAAGAUUCCUCACAGCUGAAGAGGAAGCUGGAAGAACACCUGGAGAUGCUUCAUGAUGCUCACUCAGAAUUGCAGAAAAAGAGAGAAUACAUUGAAACCCUGCAGCCUAAGGCCGACUUGAACAUGUCCCGCAAAGUGGAUGAGUUGCAGCAGAUCUUACGACAGAAGGAGGAGGACAUGAAAGCCAUGGAGGAGAGGUACAAGCGAUACGUGGAGAAAGCCCGGACGGUUAUUAAAACUCUGGAUCCCAAGCAGCAGAAUUACAUUCCUCCAGAGAUCCAGGCCUUAAAGAACCAGCUGCAGGAGAAGGAGACCAGAAUCCGGCACUUGGAGACUGACUUCGAGAAGACCAAGUCUCAGAAAGACCAGGAAGAAAAGCUGAUCAUAAGUGCCUGGUAUAACAUGGGCAUGGCGCUGCAGCAAAAGGUCACCGAUGAUAGGACGCAGGUGCCCAGUGGAGCCCAGUCUUUCCUGGCCCAGCAGAGACUGGCCACCAAUGCCAGACGUGGACAGCUCUCCCGCUCCUUGCUCCCCAGAUACAGCGACAAGCGGCAGAGCAUGUCAUGAACCCACCAGGGUGGUUCUAUAUAAGCUACAUACUUCUGCCAGCCCCAUAAGGGAGGGCUUGUUUACAUAGUGCCAGGGACCAGCAACCUCCAGCAGUUCUGAAACUACAACUCCCAACAUCCUCAUUUUACGUCCAUGCGAGUUGCAAUAACAGCCAAGUAAGUGUGGAUGCUGGGAUCUGUAGUUUGACAGCAGCUGGAGCGCUGAAGGUUUCUGAUCCGUGGACUAACCUGUCAAUGUCUGGACAAUCGCACUCCUCUAGGGGGCGCUGAUCAUUUUUAGAAAACUAAUUCUGCCUUCUUUUUUAACCUUUGCUGCCUCCUUUUAUCCUUAUGCAUUUCUUUUUACCUAGGGCAUCCUCAAAACUGGCAUGGAACUUGCUGUAGAUUAAUGAACAUGAGCAGAGUACUUGUAGUGUGCCCCCUGGAGGCGGUCAUGGGAACUGCUAGAUAUGGCUCAUUAUAGGAUAGGUGCCCUAUGUACAUGCCCCAUCCUAACAUAAAGAGACAUAUACAGGCUGCAUGUGGCGGCCCCUGAGAUCUCCUGCUCAUUCAGCUAUCAGCAUAUGGUUUUAUUACCACGGAUGGUUUUAUUACAGUCAUUGUGUCUUUCAGUCGCUCACGUACACUAGUUCAGUACACGUUACAGGUCGUCGUCGUCGUAGGAAAAACCCAAAAUUCACCAUAGUUAUAUUCUAUAGGUAGUCUUCUAUGAAGGCAUAUAGCCAGUACUGCAGCACCACCUUGUGGUUGUUUGUGGUUACUGCAAUGAGAAAUAACUAGGAUUUUUUUUUUUUUAUCCACCUAUAAUUUAAGGUUUGCCGUCCUGUCUUUUGCACAACUGGUGCAAUUUAAUUCUAUAGUUAAGCACAAGCCAAAGACCUCUCCUUAGGAUGCACAUUCACCUCUUUUUAUAGGUUCUGGGUGGACAUAGUUUACUGCGUUUUAUAUUUAGGGGAGACCCCAAUAGUUUAUACAUGCUCCAGUAAGUUAUAUGCCAUUUUGGAGGUGUAGUAUUUAUAUGUAAGUCAGUAACACUAAUUGGGUUCUGGAUAGAAGACGUCACUAUUUUAUAUGUAUAUGGCAGUCAAAUUUUAGGGCUGUUUAAUGGAACUUAGACAGUACCCCCCCCCCCCCCCCCCCCCUCCCCUCUUCACCCGUGCACUGACUUGUUGCCUUAUUAACUCUUGCUAGCAACACAGAGCCCUGAGCUAGCCAAAGUGGUACGUCCUAUGUACAGUAUAUAUAUUGAUAGUAUUAUACUGGCCCUUUAAAUCCUGCUGCUGCCAUUUUCCCAUCCCUUUCAUUUUUGGACAGGUGACGUUGGGGUGUUUUUCGGGUCUAUACACGGAUGUUGUUUUCUGCUUGUAUUUAUAUGUGUUUUAAGCUGUGAAUUGCUACUAACUUGUACCGUUUUUAUUGUUCUGGUUGGUAUGUCACUCCUGACCCUUUCACUUCAAAUAAAAAAUAGCGCGUUAUGCCCUAAGGUAGAUAUUUUUAUAAUAUUCUAGGAGAAGAGCUGCUUUUUAGAAUUCGUCUUGAUACAGAGGUACUCCCACUAGUGAGGGUAAGGAGCUCCAUAUUGUUAGAGGUGCAGUACCUGCCGUGCCCUCUAGAUGGAGCUGUGAUGGUAUAACUUACAAGAGCUAAAUAUGCCGUCCGCUAUAGAAUAGGUACAAAUAUAACCUCUAGUCAUUGAGGGGAGUUUGUCUUGUGGGCCCCCCCACUUGUCUUUUCUAUCUGCUCUUAGCUUACCAUUCGUAGUAUUGUUUAUGAUGUCUUUUAUACACUACAAAUAAAACUUUUAUCUUUCUUUUUACCAAAA